AUGAGCUUGUCGGCACCGACACCUACAUUUAAGGUUGGAUUAACACCGGAAGAGAAAACAUUUUACACGCAGUUAUUCAAAUUCCUAGACCCUGAAAAUAGUGGAGUGAUAACUGGGGAAAAAGUAAGGCCUACUUUUGAAAAGUCCGGUUUACCGCCAACAAUUUUAGGUGAAAUAUGGCAGAUUGCUGAUCAAAACAAUUUGGGGUUUUUGAACCAGUAUGGGUUUUGUUGUGCCAUGAGAUUGAUUGGGUAUGCUCAGGCUGGUCACCAUCCCACUCAGGGAUUGGCAGAUACACCAGGUCCAUUGCCAAAAUUUGCCGAUUUGAGCAUUCCUCAACCAAAAACUCAAUCACCCAGCAACUUUACUUCUGCUGCUACUGCUGGUGCUGCUACCACUAAUCCUACUGCUCAAUCUGGUAAUUUUCAGGACCAAAUUUUCAAUGCGGUAUCCCCAUCAGACUAUGACAAGUUUUUGCGAUUGUUUAGCAAAACCGUGGGAUCAGUUCAAGGCGAGUUGAGCGGCUCUCAAGCAAAGGAUAUAUUCCUAAAAGCUCGUUUACCCACCCCAGUGUUGGGGCAAAUUUGGAAUUUGGUUGAUAGGAAUAACUCGGGUGCUUUGAAUGCUAGUGCUUUCAUAAUAGCUAUGCAUUUGAUUCAAGGAUUAUUGAGCAAUCAUAUCAAACAAUUACCUUCUUUUUUGCCAGACUCUAUUUGGCAAUCAGUUGAAGGAAAAGACCAAAACAAACCGGUUCCACUUCCACAAAGCCAGGGCCAUAGUCAAAGUCAAAGCCAAAGUCAAGGCCGAAACUCUUCGCGUCAAACAUCAACUGGCUCAGUGAGUUCUCAGCAGACAGCCAUUCGCCACCCAUCGGUAAGACCGCCAUCUUCUAGUUAUGCUUCUGGAGAAUGGGUUGCUACCCCAAGUAUGAAGGCGCAGUAUGAUGCAAUCUUUACUAAUCUAGACAAGGACAAUGCUGGUCACUUGAAUCCCGACCAAGUUGCAUCGUUUUUGAUGACUUCAAAAUUGAGCCAACAAGACUUGGCAUUAAUCUGGGACUUGGCCGAUAUUCAAAACACCGGACUUUUCACAAAAUUGGAAUUUGGUAUUGCGCUAUUCUUGGUGAAUAGAAAAACAGGAGGAUAUAUUUUGCCAAAUGUGAUUCCCGAUUCUCUAAUUGAGUCAUUGAAAGAUCCAUCUUCUAAUUUUCAACAGCAACAACAACAACAACAAGUGCCACAGAUGAAUAGCGGUAGUCAUUCAAGUCAUACAUCUCCAAUAAAACUGCCAACUAAACCAAAAUCCUCUAUGGAUGAUUUGGUGGAUAUUUUUGGAAGCACCUCGCCGCUGCCUGUUAUUCAUUCUACUGCUCCUGCGAAAAAACAAGGCUUGAAUCAAAGAACGUCAAGCUCUGACUUAUCAAACUCAGAAGUACCCAAUGUACGUUCCAGCUUAAACAGUAGUUUUAAACCAACCUCAAGUUUUGGUCAAUCAUUGAUGCUGAAACAACAACAACAACAACCGGCACCAGCAACUACGUAUUCGUCAUCGUCAUCAACAGAAAAGAAACAAGAUGAAUUUUGGGGCAAUGAUAGUAAAGCGAAGGAUGUGAAACCCCAACUUUCUGCGCCUUCCGAACCUACCUUAACGGUUAAUUAUGAUGCGUUGAGAAGUGUGCCACCUCCGCCUAGCUCUAGACAACCGACUAUUUCAACGAAUGCUGGCAAUGAGAGAUCUGUUUCUCAACAACAGCAACAGCCCCAACCCGCUGCUAGUAAGAACAGUGACUUGUUGGCAGACCCAGCUACUUCUGCCCAAUUAUCACAAGCUUCUUCCGACUUGGCAAACGUUUCAAAUCAAAUCAAUUCUCUUCGCAAUCAAACAACUAAGUUGGACGAGAAGAAAACUAAAGCAGAACAGGAACUCAAGAGAUUGCUCAAUGCAAAGAGUGAAUUUGAAAAUAAACUCAAGAAUUUGAGGACAUCUUAUGAUAAUGAAGUGGCCCAAGUUAAACAAGUGGAGGCAAGUUUGGUUACUGCACGCGAAGAAAGUGAAGCUUUGAGAUCAGAAGCAUCGAUAGCUGAAGCAAGACUCAAUGCAUUGUCUACAGAUUUGCACGAGAAACAAGUAGCAGUUGAGAAUUUUCAAAAGGAGAACAGCUCUUUGAAGGAAAAAUUGGGGACCUUAAAUGCGGAAACAGUGGAGCUUGAGAAGCAACUUGCUUUAAAAACAGCAGAUGGUCACAGUUUGCACAAUCAAGUCGCAGUUAGAAAAUCACAAGUUCAAGUUGUCAUUGUAAAGAAUGAGGAGUUGAAAAGUAAAAUUGCAGAAAUUGAAGAGUUACAUAAACAAUUGCAGUUGCAAAUAGAUAAUGCCGAAAAAGAGAGAGUAUUACAGGAGAAGCAACAGAAGGAGUUGCAAGCAAAACAAAGAGAAUUGCAAGAAAACAAGCCCACUAAACCAAGUACAGACUUUUCUGCAAUGGGAUUAGCAGCUGGCGUGGGUGCUGGUGUAGGAGCUGUUAUCAGCGGUGUUGCCAAUGUGGCAUCUCACGCUCUUGGACAAUCACCCGAUUCAAAUGAAACUAAAACAGCUUCAACAAAUGAGCAACUGCAGCAAAAACAACAGCAACUGCAACUGCAACUGGAACUGCAAGAGCAGCAGCAACAUGCUGAAGAUAAAAAAAUACGCAUUGCUAGUCAAGGUGUCAAGAACUUGUCAGUAAAUGAUCGAGCUGACAAUGUAACAAAUACUUCGUCUAUCACCACUGAUAAUGCAGACGAUGGUGAUACUCCGAUUACGUCACCUAGUAAUUCGGAGUUUCAGUUUCCUCAAGGCACAAAUGCUGGUAUUGCAGGCGGAAUGGUUGGUAUGCCAGGUGUACUAGUUGGAGUUCAAAGAACAGAAUCUUUGACGUCAAGUGUUCAAAACAAUGCUGCAUUGUCCGUGAGAGAUGAUAAUAUAGACGUUUCAGAUAGAGAAACGAUAGGUCAAGCACCAGAAGAAGCUCGUGACAGCGAUAAGGGGUCAUCGUCAUUCGAGUUGGUCAAUUCAGCAGAUGCUCGAUCCCCAGAUAACACCGAGUUCCCACCAAUUAGAGAACUUGACUAUCAAGAAAGUGAUUCAUCAGAUGAGGGAGAGUCUCAGCGUUUUGAUGAUGCAGCAAAUGAGUUUAAACAGCAGCAGCAGCAGCAACAACAACAACAGCAACAACAACAGAAGGAACAGUCAACCACGACGACACCAACCACAAAUACAACUACAACCCCUGCGCAUACGCAUAUCGAUUCUUCAUUAGAUGAUGAUGAGUUUAAUAAUCUCGAGCCAGCUGCUUUAGAGGAAGAAUCAAAUAAGGACUUUUUCAAAAAUGAAGAUUUUGACAAUUUAGAAGCGGCACAAGUGGACAAUGGAGGAGAUGUAGAUGACGAGUUUUACCAAGAAGAAGAAUUUCGUUUGAACGAUGAUUUCACCAAUUCCAACGCACCGGAUUUUGCGAAUGAAACUCCUACAAACACGAGCAAUAAUGAUGAAUGGGAACAAUUAUUUGCGGGAUUUGGAAAUGCACAGUCUCAAACUGAACAAGAAACAGAAAAUAUAGAAACAUCUUAUAAUAUACCAGGCAACUAUCCUGCAUCACCUUCUCAUGAUUCAAAUGAAAACUAUACAUAUGCUGUUCAAGAGUUGAUAGGUAUGGGAUUUGAUGAAACUACAGCUAGAGAGGCGUUAAAGAGCAAAAAUGGAGACUUAGAAGCAGCUACUAAUUAUUUGUUGGAUAAUGCUUAA
Messenger RNA from Lodderomyces oxycetoniae, 3783 nucleotides. It is a transcript of the gene CTA3, whose product is annotated as Cta3p. The record is from RefSeq and is a predicted model, not a curated record. The coding region runs from base 1 to 3783 and encodes 1260 amino acids. The transcript is spliced from 2 exons. Gene Ontology annotation, cellular component: cytoplasm; plasma membrane. Lineage: Eukaryota; Fungi; Ascomycota; Pichiomycetes; Serinales; Debaryomycetaceae. Gene Ontology annotation, biological process: endosomal transport; endocytosis. Gene Ontology annotation, molecular function: calcium ion binding; protein binding.